AUGCAAGCUUCCACCCCUUUCUACAACGUCCAUAUAGAGGGCCGGAUUGGUCUUUGGUGGGCAUUUCUAACCGUCCUCUACUUGCUGUACAGAUACUGGGGAAAGAGAGAUGCUACUCUCAAUCUACCUACCAAUUCUUCCCUCUCCGUGACCUUGUCACAAAGCUCGCUUCGAGCGUACACCACCGCAUCAUGCUCUGCGAAAUACCCCAGCGCCGAUGGCGACUCGCUCACCCUCAACAACAAGCCUCAUAGCAUCCAGGGCUCACCACGAACUCUUGCUUGCCUUGCAGACCUACGUUCCCUCAGACAACAGCUAGAGUCCUCCAAUCAAUCCCUACCCAAGCUCUCUGCAUACCCACUACGCAUUGUGUCUGAGAACAACUUCCCCACGGCCGCUGGAUUGGCUAGCUCAGCUGCUGGAUUUGCCGCUUUCGUGCGUGCAGUCGCGGACCUUUAUGAACUACCCCAAUCAGCCAGUGAAUUGAGUAAAAUAGCCCGUAAGGGAUCUGGUUCCGCAUGCCGUUCGUUGAUGGGUGGAUACGUUGCCUGGAGGGCCGGCGAGAAGGAGGAUGGAAGUGACAGUAUGGCCGAACAAGUUGCUCCUGAGAGCCAUUGGCCCGAAAUGCGAGCUCUGAUCCUAGUGGUUAGUGGUGCACAGAAAGAAGUGCCCAGCACAGAAGGAAUGCAGUUGACGGUUGCUACCUCGACUUUAUUCCCAAGCCGUGCCCAGUCAAUUGUGCCAGAGCGCAUGGUUGCAAUUGAGAAAUCGAUUCAGGAGCGCAACUUUGAUACCUUUGCCGAAAUAACGAUGAGAGAUAGCAACGGUUUCCACGCUACGAAUUUGGAUACCUGGCCACCAACCUUUUACUUGAACGAUACCUCCCGCGCAGCUAUCAGGGCCGUCCACGAUAUCAACCGUGCUGCCGGACGCACCGUUUGCGCUUAUACCUUUGAUGCUGGCCCCAACGCAGUUAUUUACUACCUUGAAAAGGAUACCGAGUGUGUUCUUGGAACCUUCAAGUCGAUUCUAACUUCCGCAACCGAGGGUUGGGAGUCGUCAAACAUCAAGCCCACAGCCUCGCUGCAGCAAUCGGUAGAUUCUCGAGCUGCGGAGCUUCUGUCAAAGGGUGUUGGAAGAGUGUUCUUGACUGGCGUGGGCAACGGCCCAAUCAGCAAGAAGGAGCACCUUGUCAGCGAAUCUGGAGAGAUAUUAACUACCGCUGUCUAG
Molecule: messenger RNA, 1230 nt
Organism: Arthroderma uncinatum
Lineage: Eukaryota; Fungi; Ascomycota; Eurotiomycetes; Onygenales; Arthrodermataceae
Product: diphosphomevalonate decarboxylase
Exons: 1
Coding region: 1-1230 (409 amino acids)
Biological process (GO): isoprenoid biosynthetic process; isopentenyl diphosphate biosynthetic process, mevalonate pathway
Cellular component (GO): cytosol
Molecular function (GO): ATP binding; diphosphomevalonate decarboxylase activity
Source: RefSeq, a predicted model, not a curated record